Molecule: messenger RNA, 332 nt
Organism: Peromyscus californicus insignis
Lineage: Eukaryota; Metazoa; Chordata; Mammalia; Rodentia; Cricetidae
Product: U6 snRNA-associated Sm-like protein LSm5
Exons: 1
Coding region: 26-301 (91 amino acids)
Biological process (GO): mRNA splicing, via spliceosome
Cellular component (GO): U6 snRNP; U4/U6 x U5 tri-snRNP complex; Lsm1-7-Pat1 complex
Molecular function (GO): RNA binding
Source: RefSeq, a predicted model, not a curated record
ACAUAGGCUGACUUCCGGCGUGGCCAUGGCGGCUAACGCGACCACGAACCCGUCUCAGCUCCUGCCACUAGAGCUCGUGGACAAGUGUAUAGGAUCCAGAAUUCACAUUGUGAUGAAGAGUGAUAAAGAAAUUGUUGGUACACUUCUAGGAUUUGAUGACUUUGUCAAUAUGGUGUUGGAAGAUGUCACUGAGUUUGAAAUUACACCAGAAGGAAGAAGGAUUACAAAAUUAGAUCAGAUUUUACUAAAUGGAAAUAAUAUAACAAUGCUGGUUCCUGGAGGAGAAGGGCCUGAAGUAUGAAUGGAUUUCCUUAUGCUAGAUUCUGGCUUUU